This is a messenger RNA of Entelurus aequoreus (snake pipefish), 2437 nucleotides long. Its product is annotated as glycoprotein-N-acetylgalactosamine 3-beta-galactosyltransferase 1-B-like. Gene Ontology annotation, cellular component: membrane. Gene Ontology annotation, molecular function: N-acetylgalactosaminide beta-1,3-galactosyltransferase activity. The transcript is spliced from 6 exons. The record is from RefSeq and is a predicted model, not a curated record. NCBI's taxonomy places the organism in Eukaryota, Metazoa, Chordata, Actinopteri, Syngnathiformes, Syngnathidae. The coding region runs from base 691 to 1968 and encodes 425 amino acids.
UUUCAGCUGAAACUCGACAGUCUAUUCUUGUUCUUAGAAAUGAAGACUAUUCCACAAAAUUGUUUGGGUGACCCCAAACUUUUGAACGGUAGUGUAAAUAAAUAGAUUACUGUACAGAUAAAUAUAUUGCACUUUUGCAUAUGCAUCCAUGUUUAUGGAUGUAUGUUAUAUUGUCUUUAUAUUCCAGCGAGUUAAUCCGUUUUUUGGGGGGAUGGAGGGGAUUAUUUUGAUGCGUUUAAGAGUCUUAUGGCCUGAGGGAAGAAGCUGUUACAGAACCUGGCGGUUCUUCUACGGAGGCUGCGGAACCUCUUUCUAGAGUCCAGCAGUGAAAACAGUCCUUGGUGGGGGUGGGAGGAGUCUGUGCAGAUUUUCUGAGCCCUGGUCAGGCAGCGGCUUUUUGCGAUCUCCUGGAUAGGAGGAAGAGGAGUCCUGAUGAUCUUUUCCGCCGUCCUCACCUCUCCUUCCCAACCCAGAGAUGGCACUCCGGGCGACAACUACGGACUCGGGCUUGGAUGAAGCCAGCAGGACCACAUCAUCUGAAAAAAGCAGAGCCCCAAAUCCUGCAGCCAUACUAUAACUUCAGACUAUCGUGUGUGAAAACAAACGGUGAUCAUCUUGGCUCUUGUCCAGUUUUUUGAGGCGUCAACUUCCCCAAGUACAGGCGGCCAGUGACACACCUGAACCAGCAUAAUGACCACAGCAUCCAGAAUCUCCUUCUGCGUGGGGUUUGUGUUUGGAGGCUUCAUGGUGCACAUUUUUCUAUGGCAAGCAUUCUUCACGAAUACUUUUUAUGUGGAAUUAGCCAGCGGCUCCGGAAAGCUUCUCGAUCAUCAGCUUGAAGAACAGAAAGUGUGGAAGAAAAAUGGGUCAGCGCUCUUCAAUCUGAAACACCCUCAUCAUUCAGAUGAAGACAGCAGAAUGGCAGAUGAAUUGUACAAAAAAGUACGCAUUCUUUGCUGGGUGAUGACUGCACCCCAGAACCUGGAGACGAAGGCUCGCUAUGUGAAGGACACGUGGAGUCGACACUGCAAUAUUUUGGUCUUUGUUAGUUCCGUGGACGAUCCCAACUUCCCAACUGUGGGUUUGGAUACAAAAGAGGGCCGUGACCAGCUUUAUUGGAAAACCAUCCGGGCCUAUCAUUACGUCUACGAGCAUCACGGCCACGAAGCCGAUUGGUUCCUCAAGGCGGACGACGACGCCUAUGUAAUAGUGGACAACAUGCGCUGGCUUCUUGCAAACCACACCCCGGAUGAGCCUGUUUAUUUUGGUCGAAGAUUCAAGCCCUUCGCCAAGCAAGGCUACAUGAGUGGUGGCGCUGGAUACGUGCUGAGCAAGGAGGCCCUGCGACGAUUUGUAGGAGGCUUCAAAAGCAAAGUGUGUACUCACACCAGCUCAGUGGAGGACCUCGCGAUGGGACAGUGCAUGGAGAAGGUGGGUGUGCUGGCAGGAGACUCCAGAGACACUUUGCAACGGGAGACAUUUCACCCCUUUGUACCUGAGCAGCACCUUACUGCCAAGUUUUCAAAGACUUUCUGGUAUUGGAAUUACAACUACUACCCCAUCUCACAGGGUCCAAACUGCUGCUCGGACUUGUCUGUGUCCUUCCACUAUAUACAUGACAGCAGCAUGUAUCUGUUGGAGUACUACGUCUAUCACCUGCGUGCCUUUGGCUACAGAUACCGCUACCAGCCCCCCACUCCGCUCGGGUACUCUUAUGAGAAGGUGCGCUCACAGGCCGCUGCUGUUGCUGUGGAAAAGAACAGCAUUUCUCAGGAAAAAGAUGCGGAAGGCGAGGUUAGUGAAAAGAUGGCGGAUGACUCCCAGCUUCCAGCUGCCAAAGUUCCUCCUGCAGUCAAGCAGAUGAUGCAAUUGUUGAUGACGGAAGGGCUGAUAUCACCCCCCCCCCACCCCCCUCCACAUCCCACCCCCCGGAUUGUGAAUAAUGUGAAUAAUUCAAUGUAUAGAUAGAUAGUACUUUAUUGAUUCCUUCAGGAGAGUUCCCUCAGGAAAAUGAUAUACUCUGAUGAUUAACUUGUGUGAUGACUGUAUUAUGCUGAUAGUAUAUAUUUGUACCAUAAAUUGAUUAACGUGGACCCCGACUUAAACAAGUUGAAAAACUUAUUCGGGGGUGUUACCAUUUAGUGGUCAAUUGUACGGAAUAUGUACUGUACUGUGCAAUCUACUAAUAAAAGCUUCAAUCAAUCAAUCAAACAAUAGCAUCACUGUUCACUGGCAAAAUAAAGAAUGAUCUUCCUAGAAAGUACUUUUAAUGGGAUCAGUGUCGACUGUGUUUGGCAAUGGACCAGUUAGUAUUAUAAUCCGUUAUGUUUGCAGACCUCGCGAACGAUUAUGUGGCCCGGCCGUAGCACAGCUAACUGUAUUAGCCGACUUGGGCGUCUAUUCGAGGUUUCGAAGCCGCAGUGCAGUAUAAGUGUUA